AUGCAUUUUCUUUUCUUCUUCCUCUUCUUCUAUUCUUCUUCUUCUUCUUCUUCUCAUUAUUAUUAUUAUUAUUAUUAUUAUUAUUAUUAUUAUUAUAAUACUUCUUCACUUUUUCUUUCUUUUAUUCUUUUCUUCUGUUUUUCUUUUUUUAUUCCUCUUCUUUCUCUGUUUUUCUUCUUUUUUCUCAUAUCAUUUUUGUUUUUGUUUUUACUCUUUUCGUCUUUCUUCUCCCUUCCUCUUUUCUUUUUUCAUCUUUUUUUCUUAUUUUUCCUCCUUUUUCUUCUUUCUUCUUUUUGUCUUUUUUUUAUCUACUUUUCUUUCUCAUAUCUUUUUUCUCCUAUUUUCCUUCUUUUUUUCUCUUUACUUUUUCUGUCUCUUUUCGUUUUCUUCUCCUUUUCUUUUUUCUUUUCUUUUUUUAUUAUUUUACUUCCUUUUUCUUCUUUCUUCUUUUUGUCUUAUUUUAUCUUUUCUUCUUUCUCAUAUCUUUUUUUCCUAUUUUCUUUCUUUUUGUUUUCUCUUUACUUUUUCUGUCUCUUUUCGUUUUCUUCUCCUUUUCGUUUUCUUCUCCUUUUCUUUUUCUUCUUCUUUUCUUUUUCUUCUCCUUUUCUUUUCUUUUUUUAUUAUUUUCCUUCCUUUUUCUUUUUUCUGUUUUUGUCUUCUUUUCUCUUUCUUCUUCUUUUCUCUUUAUUCUUCUUCUUUCUCAUAUCUUUUUCUUUUUUUUCUUAUCUGCUUUUUUGUUGUUCGCGUUCCUCUCUCUCUCUUCUGCCUCUCUGCUUUUUAAAUGGCUUACGGCCACAACAAAUUCAAACACUGGUUCUCUCAGUUCGUAAUAAUAUAUCCCACUUUCUUUCUUUCGUUCGUUCUUUCUUUCUUUCUUUCUUUCGUUCUUUCUUUCUUUCUUUAUACCUCUUUUUGCAGAUAUCUCUCUGUCUGUCAAUAUCCAGGAGUACAACAGUCUCUCUUUCUUUCUUUCUUUCUUUCUUUCUUUGCUUACACACACACGCGCACACACACAUAUCUAUCUAUCUAUCUAUCUAUCUAUCUAUCUAUCUAUCUAUGAAACCUCCACAUCGCCUUUUAUCUCUGCCCAGAGCAUUUAUUAAGUACAGCUGCGUACGUCAAAAGGCCAAAUCUGGAUACGAGGAUAAAAAUAGGCCAAUCAGCACAUCUAACGAGAAACCGAACUCUCGAAAUCUUAUAUGUUUACCCCUGUUCGAUAUUCGAACUUUUCCUUUUAGUCUCUUUCGAGCGCAUAUCUCUGUUUUUCUAUUUUCUUCCCUUUCUUUUUCAUUUCUAUUUUGUUUCUCUUUCUACCCAGCUUUCUUCUUUCUUUUCUUCUUCUUGGUCUUGUUGUUGUUGUUCUUCUUGUUCUUCUUGUUCUUCUUGUUCUUCUUCUUCUUUUGUUCUUGUUCUUCUUGUUCCUCUUCUCCUUCUUCUUCCUGUUCUUUUUCAUCUUGUUCUUCUUCUUCUUCUUCUUCUUCUUCUUCUUCUUCUUCUUCCGGUUCUUCUUUUUCUUUUCUUCUUCUUCUUCUUGUUAGUCUUCGUCUUCUUCUUCUUCUUCUUCUUCUUGCUCUUGUUCUUGUUGUUGUUGUUGUUGUUCUUCUUCUUCUUCUUCUUUUCCUUUUUUUCUUUUUCUUCUUCUUCUUGUUAGUCUUCUUCUUCUUCCUGUUCUUCUUCUUCUUGCUCUUGUUCUUGUCCUCUUCUUCUUCUUCUUUUCUUCUUCUUCGUCUUUUCCUUUUCGUCUUCUUCUUCUCCUUGUUAGUCUUCUUCUUCUUCUUCUUCUUCUUCUUCUUCUUCUUCUUCCUGUUCUUCUUCUUCUUGCUCUUGUUCUUGUUCUUCUUCUUUUCUUCUUCUUCUUCUUCUUCUUCUUCUUCUUGCUCUUGUUCUCGUUCUUGUUGUUCUUCUUGUUCAUCUUUUUCUUCUUCUUCUUCUUCUUCUUCUUCUUCUUCUUCCGUUUCUUCUUGUUAG
Molecule: messenger RNA, 1968 nt
Organism: Acanthosepion pharaonis
Lineage: Eukaryota; Metazoa; Mollusca; Cephalopoda; Sepiida; Sepiidae
Source: the annotation of a GenBank genome assembly